GCCACCCGCCCGCCACCCGCCGCCUCGGCUCGCCCACCGUGCGCGCUUCAACCCCACCGAGCCGCAGCCCCAGCGCCGAGGGCGCGAGUCCCGCCGAGGAAGAAGAGGAUGGCAGGGCUGUGUCCCAACCUGUGGGCCAGGCUGCUGUUGGCAGGUCUGCUAAGUUUCAGCCUUCCAGGGAACAUGGCCAACCGCUGCAAGAAGGCUCAGGCGGAGAGCUGCACCGAGUGCAUCCGUGUGGACAAGGACUGUGCCUAUUGUGCGGAUGAGCUGUUUAAGGAGCGGCGCUGCAACACGCAGGUGGAGCUGUUGGCGGCAGGCUGCCGGCGGGAGUACGUGGUGGUCAUGGAGAGCAGCUUCAAAAUCACAGAGGAAACCCAGAUUGACACCACUCUGCGCCGUAGCCAAGUGUACCCACAACGCCUGCAGGUCCGGCUGCGGCCGGGGGAGGAGCGUCACUUUGAGUUCGAGGUGUUUGAGCCUCUGGAGAGCCCCGUGGAUCUGUAUAUCCUCAUGGACUUCUCCAACUCCAUGUCUGAUGACUUGGACAACCUCAAGCAGAUGGGGCAGAACCUGGCCAAGAUCCUGAGCCAGCUCACCAGUGACUACACGAUCGGGUUUGGCAAAUUUGUGGACAAAGUCAGUGUCCCUCAGACAGACAUGAGGCCUGAGAAGCUGAAGGAACCCUGGCCCAACAGUGACCCCCCCUUCUCCUUCAAGAACGUCAUCAGCCUGACAGAUGAUGUGAAGGAGUUCUGGGAUAAACUGCAGGGAGAGCGGAUCUCAGGCAAUCUGGAUGCACCUGAAGGCGGCUUUGAUGCCAUUCUUCAGACAGCUGUGUGUACAAGGGACAUUGGCUGGCGCCCUGACAGCACCCACCUGCUGGUGUUCUCCACUGAGUCUGCCUUCCACUAUGAGGCUGAUGGCGCCAAUGUGCUGGCUGGCAUCAUGAACCGCAAUGAUGAGAAGUGUCACCUGGACGGCAAGGGAGCCUACACCCAGUACAAGACACAGGACUACCCAUCAGUGCCCACGCUGGUGCGCCUGCUUGCCAAGCACAACAUCAUCCCCAUCUUCGCUGUCACCAACUACUCCUACAGCUACUACGAGAAGCUGCAUACAUAUUUCCCGGUCUCCUCGCUGGGAGUGCUGCAGGAGGACUCAUCCAACAUCGUGGACCUGCUAGAGGAGGCCUUCUAUCGCAUUCGCUCCAACCUGGACAUCCGAGCCCUGGACAGCCCCCGAAGCCUGCGGACCGAGGUCACCUCCAAGAUGUUCCAAAAGACAAAGACUGGAUCCUUCCACAUCAGGCGGGGGGAAGUGGGCACAUACGACGUACAACUGCGGGCUGUGGAAGAUGUAGACGGGACACACGUGUGUCAGCUGGCAGAAGAUGAUCAGAAAGGCAACAUCCACCUAAAGCCCUCCUUCUCCGACGGCCUCCAGAUAGACGUGGGCAUCAUCUGUGACGUGUGUGCUUGUGAACUGCAAAAAGAGGUGCGGUCAGCUCGCUGCCACUAUAGAGGAGACUUCAUGUGCGGGCACUGUGUGUGCAAUGAGGGCUGGAGUGGCAAGACCUGCAACUGUUCCACGGGCUCUCUGAGUGACACACAGCCCUGCCUUCGGGAGGGUGAGGAAUUGCCGUGCUCAGGCCAUGGGGAAUGCCAGUGUGGGCGCUGUGUGUGCUAUGGUGAAGGCCGCUACGAGGGUCACUUCUGCGAGUAUGACAACUUCCAGUGUCCCCGCACCUCCGGGUUCCUCUGCAAUGAUAGGGGACGCUGCUCCAUGGGCCAGUGUGUGUGUGAGCCUGGUUGGACAGGUGCCAGCUGUGACUGUCCCCUCAGCAAUGCCACCUGCAUCGAUAGCAAUGGGGGCAUCUGUAAUGGACGUGGCUACUGCGAGUGUGGCCGCUGCCACUGCGACCAGCAGUCGCUCUACACAGACACCACCUGUGAGAUCAACUACUCAGCGAUCCGCCUGGGCCUCUGUGAGGACCUGCGCUCCUGUGUGCAGUGCCAAGCUUGGGGCACCGGGGAGAAGAAGGGGCGCUCGUGCCAGGAGUGCAGCUUCAAGGUCAAGAUGGUAGAUGAGCUUAAGAAAGCUGAAGAGGUAGUGGAGUCCUGCUCCUUCCGGGACGAGGAUGAUGACUGCACCUACAGCUACACUGUGGAGGGUGACGGCAGCCCUGGGCCCAACAGCACCGUUCUGGUCCACAGGAAAAAGGACUGUCCUCCUAACUCCUUCUGGUGGCUCAUCCCCCUGCUCAUCUUCCUCCUGCUGCUCUUGGCACUGUUGCUGCUGCUUUGCUGGAAGUAUUGUGCCUGCUGCAAGGCCUGCCUGGCAUUGCUCCCUUGCUGUAACCGAGGUCACAUGGUGGGCUUUAAGGAAGACCACUACAUGCUGCGCGAGAACCUCAUGGCCUCAGACCACCUGGACACACCCAUGCUGCGCAGCGGGAACCUCAAGGGGCGUGACAUGGUCCGCUGGAAGAUCACCAACAAUGUGCAGAGACCUGGCUUUGCCACCCAUGCUGCCAGCACCAACCCCACAGAGCUGGUGCCCUAUGGGCUGUCCCUGCGCCUUGCCCGCCUCUGCACGGAGAACCUGAUGAAGCCUGGCACCCGAGAGUGUGACCAGCUGCGCCAGGAGGUGGAGGAGAAUCUGAACGAGGUAUACAGACAGGUCACCGGUGCACACAAGCUCCAGCAAACAAAGUUCCGGCAACAGCCAAACGCCGGGAAAAAGCAAGACCACACCAUUGUGGACACAGUGCUGAUGGCGCCCCGCUCGGCCAAACAGACUCUGCUAAAGCUGACAGAGAAGCAAGUGGAGCAGGGGGCCUUCCACGAGCUCAAGGUGGCUCCUGGCUACUACACUCUCACUGCAGAGCAGGAUGCCCGAGGCAUGGUGGAGUUCCAAGAGGGUGUGGAGCUGGUGGACGUGCGUGUGCCCCUCUUCAUCCGGCCUGAGGAUGACGAUGAGAAGCAGCUGCUGGUGGAGGCCAUCGAUGUGCCUGUGGGCACUGCCACUCUUGGCCGCCGCCUGGUAAACAUCACCAUCAUCAAGGAGCAAGCCAGCGGGGUGGUGUCCUUUGAGCAGCCUGAGUACUUGGUCAGCCACGGGGAGCAAGUGGCCCGCAUUCCUGUUGUCAGGCGCAUCCUGGACAAUGGCAAAUCCCAGGUCUCCUACCGCACUCAGGACAACACAGCCCAGGGCAAUCGGGACUAUGUCCCAAUGGAGGGUGAGCUGCUGUUCCACCCUGGGGAGACCUGGAAGGAGUUACAGGUGAAGCUCCUGGAGCUGCAGGAAGUAGAUUCCCUCCUGCGAGGACGCCAAAUUCGCCGCUUCCAUGUCCAACUCAGCAACCCCAAGUUCGGAGCCCGCCUGGGCCAGCCCCAGUCGGCCACAGUCAUCAUUGGAGAGCCAGAUGAACUGGACCGGAACCUUGUCAGUCAGGCCCUUUCAUCACUGCCACCCCCUCGUGGUGACCUGGACGCUCCACAGAACCCCAAUGCCAAAGCUGCUGGUUCCCGGAAAAUCCAUUUCAAUUGGCUUCCCCCUCCUGGCAAGCCAACAGGGUACAGGGUGAAGUACUGGAUCCAGGGUGACUCCGAGUCUGAAGCCCACCUGCUAGACAGUAAGGUGCCCUCGGUGGAACUCACCAACCUGUACCCUUACUGUGACUACGAGAUGAAGGUGUGUGCCUAUGGAGCACAGGGCGAGGGGCCCUACAGCUCCCUGGUCUCCUGCCGCACCCACCAGGAAGUACCCAGCGAGCCAGGGCGUCUGGCCUUCAAUGUGGUCUCUUCCACGGUGACCCAGCUGAGCUGGGCGGAGCCUGCUGAGACCAAUGGCGAGAUCACAGCGUACGAGGUCUGCUAUGGCCUGGUCAACGAGGACAACCGACCCAUUGGACCCAUGAAGAAGGUGCUGGUGGACAACCCCAAGAACCGAAUGUUGCUCAUUGAGAACCUUCGAGAAUCCCAGCCAUACCGCUACACAGUGAAGGCGCGCAACGGGGCAGGCUGGGGGCCUGAACGGGAGGCCAUCAUCAACCUAGCCACCCAGCCUAAGCGGCCCAUGUCCAUCCCCAUCAUCCCAGACAUCCCCAUUGUGGAUGCCCAGGGCGGGGAAGACUACGAAAGCUUCCUCAUGUACAGUGAUGACGUCCUGCGCUCCCCGGCUGGCAGCCAGAGGCCCAGCGUCUCUGAUGACACUGGCGGUGGCUGGAAGUUCGAGCCCCUGCUGGGGGAGGAGCUGGACCUGCGAAGCAUCACGUGGCUGCUGCCCCCGGAGCUCAUCCCGCGCCUGUCGGUCAGCAGCGGGCGCUCCUCCGACGACAGCGGCACGGGGGGCGCGGCCAGGGAGGGAGGCGGCCGGGCCCGCGCAGCGACGCCCCGGCCUCCCGGAGAGCACUUGGUGAAUGGCCGGAUGGACUUUGCCUUCCCGGGCAGUGCCAACUCCCUGCACAGGAUGACUGCGGCCAAUGUGGCUUAUGGGACCCACCUGAGCCCACACCUGCCCCACCCAAUGCUGAGCACAUCCUCCACCCUCACACGUGACUACCACUCUCUGACCCGCACAGAACACUCACACUCUGCCACUCUGCCCAGAGACCGCUCUACCCUCACCUCCCUCUCCUCCCAGGGCCUCCCUCCCAUUUGGGAAGACGGGAGGAGCAGGCUUCCGCUGUCCUGGGCCCUGGGGUCCUGGAGUCGAGCUCAGAUGAAGGGGCUCCCCAACUCCAGGGGCUCCCGAGACACUAUAAUCCUGGCUGGGCAGCCAGCAUCACCAUCCUGGGGUCCAGAUUUCCAUAUGGCUGUGGGCGUACCUGACACACCUACCCGGCUGGUGUUCUCUGCCCUGGGGCCCACAUCUCUGAAAGUGAGCUGGCAGGAGCCACAGAGCGAGCGUGUGCUGCUGGGGUACAGCGUGGAGUACCAGCUGCUGAAUGGGGGCGAGCUGUAUCGACUCAACAUCCCCAACCCUGACCAAACUUCGGUGGUGGUGGAAGACCUCCUGCCCAACCACUCCUAUGUGUUCCGAGUGCGGGCUCAGAGCCAGGAGGGCUGGGGCCGAGAGCGUGAGGGUGUCAUUACCAUUGAAUCACAGGUGCACCCGCAGAGCCCACUCUGCCCCCUGCCAGGCUCUGCCUUCACGCUGAGCACCCCCAGUGCCCCCGGCCCACUGGUAUUCACGGCCCUCAGCCCUGACUCACUGCAGCUGAGCUGGGAGAGACCACGCAGACCCAAUGGAGAUAUCCUCGGUUACCUGGUGACCUGCGAGAUGGCCCAAGGAGGAGGACCAGCCACCACAUUCCGGGUGGAUGGAGACAACCUAGAGAGCCGACUGACAGUACCUGGCCUCAGUGAGAAUGUGCCCUACAAGUUCAAAGUACAGGCCAGGACCACUGAGGGCUUCGGACCAGAGCGGGAGGGCGUCAUUACCAUUGAGUCCCAGGAUGGAGGCCCCUUCCCGCAGCUGGGCAGCCACUCAGGGCUCUUCCAGCACCCACUACAGGGCGAGUUCAGCAGCAUCACCACCACCCACACCAGCACCACUGAGCCCUUCCUUGUGGAUGGAUUGACCCUGGGGUCCCAACACCUGGAGGCAAGUGGCUCCCUCACCCGGCAUGUGACCCAGGAAUUUGUGAGCCGGACCCUGACUACCAGUGGAACCCUCAGCACCCAGGUGUCGGACCAACAAUUCUUCCAACCCUGAUCCCCCAACCUCCUUAGUGUCCUGGACCCUGGACCCCCUCCCCACCUUCUCUCCCCAGCAACUCCAUCCUUGGAUCUCCAGGGGCCCAGCCACCUGCACGUUGAUCACAGAGCAGGGGGGCAUCCUCUGGGAACCAUGAAAGUGGCAGACAUCCCAGAAGGCCCUUCUGGCUGCCCCCUGCCCUGGGCUCAAACCCAUUUGUAACCAAUGAGCUGAGACCAGUGCAACAAGGCCCCAGUGUUUGUUCUACACUCAUAAAACA
Castor canadensis (American beaver) is the source of this 5983-nucleotide messenger RNA. It is a transcript of the gene Itgb4, whose product is annotated as integrin subunit beta 4. The record is from RefSeq and is a predicted model, not a curated record. Gene Ontology annotation, molecular function: integrin binding. NCBI's taxonomy places the organism in Eukaryota, Metazoa, Chordata, Mammalia, Rodentia, Castoridae. Gene Ontology annotation, cellular component: cell surface; membrane; focal adhesion. Gene Ontology annotation, biological process: cell migration; hemidesmosome assembly; cell-matrix adhesion.